Morone saxatilis (striped sea-bass) is the source of this 5351-nucleotide messenger RNA. Its product is annotated as plasma membrane calcium-transporting ATPase 1-like. Gene Ontology annotation, molecular function: P-type calcium transporter activity; ATP hydrolysis activity; ATP binding. The transcript is spliced from 22 exons. Gene Ontology annotation, cellular component: intracellular membrane-bounded organelle; membrane. The record is from RefSeq and is a predicted model, not a curated record. Bases 406 to 4086 code for a protein of 1226 amino acids. Lineage: Eukaryota; Metazoa; Chordata; Actinopteri; Moronidae. Gene Ontology annotation, biological process: regulation of cytosolic calcium ion concentration; calcium ion transmembrane transport.
ACACACACACACACCCGGUCUGCCAAUCAUUUUUUUCCACCACUGCAGUUGUCAACUUGGAGCCGUGCUGGGAAAUGGACAAACCCCUCUGAACUGCUCCUUCCUCCACCGACACUGACACCGACACCACCCCGCAGGACGUGAUUUGGACGGAGUGGAGCGACAAGAACAUGUUUACUCCCCUGUUUCCAUGGUAACCCGAGAGGAGCAUGCACGUCCGGUUCAGGAGUUAACCUCAGCGCUCAUCUCCUCCGCCUGCCCCCUCUGAGAACUACACUACCCACAAUUCCUGUGAACUGACUACUGGUCUGCAGUUGAGAUCACUUUAAAAAGAAAAAAGACACUCAGAGGAACAACAACUACAACAACAACAACAACAACAACACUUCUCUGAAGAGGACCAACAUGGCCAACAACACGGCGGACCACCCUCCGGGGAAUUCGGUUGCAGAGGGCAACCAUGACGGGGACUUUGGGGUGACCGUGGCUGAUCUGAGGGACCUGAUGGAGCUGCGGAGCGCCGAGGCCGUCAACAAGAUACAGGAAACGUACGGAGACGUGCAAGGCAUCUGCCGCCGCCUGAAAACAUCACCUAUAGAAGGUCUGUCAGGUAACCCUGUUGAUUUGGAGAAACGUCACACAUCGUACGGCCAGAACUUCAUCCCCCCCAAGAAGGCCAAGACCUUCCUGCAGCUGGUGUGGGAGGCUCUGCAGGAUGUCACACUUAUAAUCCUGGAAAUCGCUGCCAUCAUCUCACUGGGCCUGUCCUUCUACCAUCCACCUGGGGGCGACAGUGAAGCAUGUGGCCAGGUUUCAGGUGGCGCCGAGGACGAGGGCGAGGCCCAGGCUGGGUGGAUCGAGGGUGCCGCUAUCUUGUUCUCAGUCAUCAUUGUGGUCCUGGUGACGGCCUUCAACGAUUGGUCCAAGGAGAAGCAGUUCCGUGGGCUGCAGAGUCGUAUCGAGCAGGAACAAAAGUUCACCGUCAUCCGCAAAGGCCAGGUCAUCCAGAUCCCUGUGGCCGAGAUUGUGGUGGGAGACAUCGCUCAGAUCAAAUAUGGAGACCUGCUGCCUGCUGAUGGUAUCCUGAUCCAAGGCAAUGACCUGAAGAUUGACGAGAGUUCUCUCACCGGAGAGUCUGAUCAGGUCCGCAAGUCUCUGGAGAAAGACCCCAUGCUGCUGUCCGGGACUCAUGUAAUGGAGGGAUCAGGCAGGAUGGUGGUGUCAGCUGUUGGCCUCAACUCUCAAACUGGUAUCAUCUUUACUCUGCUGGGCGCCAGCGAGAGCGACGAAGAGAAGAAGGUCAAGAAAAGUAAAAAACAAGGACCCCCCGAAAAUCGCAACAAAGCCAAAACCCAGGAUGGCAUUGCCCUGGAGAUCCAGCCGCUGAAGAGCGAAGAGGCCGCAGAGUCAGAGGAGAAGGAGGAGAAAGAGGAGGUCAAACCGGUGAAGAAGGUCAACGUGACCAAGAAAGAGAAGUCGGUGCUGCAGGGCAAACUGACCAAGCUGGCUGUACAGAUCGGGAAGGCUGGUCUGAUCAUGUCUGCUGUGACCGUCAUCAUCCUCAUCCUCUACUUUGUGAUUGACACGUUUGCCGUCCAGGGUCGGACCUGGGUGGCCGAGUGCACCCCAAUCUAUAUCCAGUAUUUCGUCAAGUUCUUCAUUAUUGGUGUGACGGUGCUGGUGGUGGCGGUUCCUGAGGGGCUGCCGCUCGCCGUCACCAUCUCUCUGGCCUACUCUGUCAAAAAAAUGAUGAAGGAUAAUAACUUGGUGCGUCACCUGGACGCUUGCGAGACGAUGGGCAAUGCAACAGCCAUCUGCUCGGACAAGACGGGCACACUGACCAUGAACCGCAUGACGGUGGUGCAGGCGUACGUCGGUGACACGCACUACAAAACGGUGCCAGAGCCGGACGCCAUCAAACCAGAGACUUUGGAGAUUAUGGUCAACAGCAUCUCCAUCAACUCAGCGUACACCACCAAGAUCCUGCCUCCGGAGAAAGAAGGCGGCCUGCCCCGCCACGUGGGCAACAAGACCGAGUGCGCUCUGCUGGGCAUGGUGCUGGAACUGAAGAGGGACUACCAGCCAAUCAGAGACGAGGUCCCCGAAGAGAAAAUGUACAAGGUUUACACCUUUAACUCGUCACGCAAGUCCAUGAGCACAGUGUUGAAGAACGCUGAUGGAGGUUACCGCAUGUACAGCAAAGGCGCGUCAGAGAUUGUCCUGAGAAAAUGCUCGCGUAUAUUGGAUGCCCAGGGUCAGCCUCGCAUCUUCAAGCCCAAGGACCGUGACGAAAUGGUGCGUAAGGUGAUUGAGCCGAUGGCGUGUGACGGGCUAAGGACCAUCUGCGUGGCUUACAGAGACUUUCCGGCCGAGGCUGGAGAGCCGGACUGGGAAACUGAGAACGACAUCCUGAAUGACCUGACCUGCAUUGUUGUGGUCGGAAUCGAGGACCCCGUCAGACCUGAGGUACCUGAGGCUAUUACGAAGUGCCAGCGUGCGGGCAUCACUGUACGUAUGGUUACUGGAGACAACAUUAACACCGCCCGUGCCAUCGCAACCAAAUGUGGCAUCAUUACGCCCGGGGAGGACUUCCUGUGUAUGGAGGGCAAGGAGUUCAACCAGCAGAUCAGAAACGACCAGGGAGAGGUGGAACAAGAACGUCUGGACAAAGUUUGGCCGAAACUGCGCGUUCUUGCUCGUUCUUCACCAACAGACAAACACACUCUGGUCAAAGGUAUUAUUGACAGCACAGUGGGUGAGACUCGGCAGGUGGUGGCAGUGACAGGAGACGGUACCAACGACGGCCCCGCCCUCAAGAAAGCUGAUGUUGGCUUUGCCAUGGGAAUCGCCGGCACAGACGUGGCAAAGGAGGCGUCAGACAUCAUCCUGACCGACGACAACUUCACCAGCAUCGUUAAGGCCGUCAUGUGGGGAAGGAACGUCUACGAUAGCAUCUCCAAGUUCCUGCAGUUUCAGCUGACUGUCAACGUUGUGGCUGUGAUUGUGGCGUUCACCGGCGCCUGCAUCACACAGGAUUCUCCUCUGAAAGCCGUCCAAAUGCUCUGGGUCAACCUCAUCAUGGACACGCUGGCAUCUCUCGCUCUGGCCACCGAGCCGCCCACCGAGUCUCUGCUGCUGCGUAGACCAUACGGCCGCAACAAGCCUCUGAUCUCCAGGACUAUGAUGAAGAACAUCCUGGGCCAUGCCGUGUACCAGCUCGUCAUCAUCUUCACCCUGCUCUUCGCUGGUGAGUCAUUUUUCGACAUCGACAGCGGCCGCAACGCUCCCCUGCACUCGCCGCCGUCAGAGCACUACACUAUCGUUUUCAAUGUGUUCGUCAUGAUGCAACUGUUCAAUGAAAUCAACGCCAGGAAGAUCCACGGAGAGAGGAACGUGUUCGAGGGCAUCUACAGGAACCCAAUCUUCUGCAGCGUGGUGCUGGGGACCUUCGCUCUGCAGAUCGUCAUUGUUCAGUUCGGAGGGAAGCCGUUCUCCUGCACGGCUCUGACCAUCGACCAGUGGCUGUGGUGUGUGUUCAUCGGCGUGGGAGAGCUGCUGUGGGGACAGCUGAUCUCGGCCAUUCCCACCCACCACCUGAAGUUCCUGAAGGAGGCCGGACAUGGCACCACAAAGGAGGAAAUCCACGAGGAGGAGCUGACGGAGGGCGCCGACGAGAUCGACCACGCUGAGAUGGAGUUGAGGAGAGGCCAGAUCCUCUGGUUCAGAGGUCUGAACCGCAUCCAGACGCAGAUGGAUGUGGUCUAUACCUUCCAGACGGGCCAGGCACCGGUGCCCGGUGCCCUGCGCCGCCAGCCGUCCGUCGUCAGCCAGCACAAUGACAUUAAGGUGGUGAACGCGUUCCGUAGCUCCCUGUACGCGGGGCUGGAGAGCCCAGAGUCCCGUAGCUCCAUCCACAGUUUCAUGGCCCAUCCCGAGUUCGUCCCCCUGUCCGAGGAGGAGGCUCGCAUCCCCCCCAUCGAGGAGUCUGGAGAAGAGAUCGACCCCCUCCCUGGCGCCUCCUCUGGGGCGGGGGGAGGAGGAGAGCCGCCCAGCGCCUUCCCCCUCAGCCGCGAGUCAUCCAUCUGAGCUCCUCCUCCCUCCCCCCCUUCGUCCUCCUCCCUCCUCUUUAUCAUCUGUCAUCCCACCAACUGAACUGUCGCAUUGAGGAGGGAAGUCGUCACUCCGCUCAUCCUCUCAUUCUGCGUACACACAUGCUUCACAUCGUCUUCACCCCCCAGUCAUUCCUGCCACGUUGUGUUUUUCAUACUGACUGUGGCAUCGUUUUUCCUGUAAGUUUGUCCCUCCACAACCACCACACUCAUGUAUCAAGUAGAGGGUGGAGUCCAGAGUCUCCACUGUGGAAGGCCUGUCCUUGUCCAUUCAUGUAUAUUUUUUACUUGAUGAUCCUUUUUGAAAAGCUUUCGAAGUAUGUUGGGUUUCGACCUUUGCGGGGUCUCGCAGCCGCAUGUUGUGUUCUGUACUCGCUUCAUUCCUGCGUAACGCUCUCAAAAGUGGCACCGAACUUUUCAAAGAGUGCAAUGAUUCUCAUGUACAUACGCUUUCGCUCCUCUACACAGCUAACAGCCGGGUUUGGUGUUCAGAAGAUUUUUAGGCAAAUGCAAAAAUGUAACCUUGUUUUUUUUCUUUUGUUUUUGUUUUUUUGUUUUUAAAAAACCUCUAAAGAUUGUUAAUUGAUGGUUGAUUCAAACUCCUCAGAAUGUCUUGUGAGUGUGACACUACAGUCUUCACAGUUCAAAUGUUAAAAAAAAAUGUUCUUCCCUUUAUCGUGUCUGUAUGUGUUGGUUUUUCUUUAGCUGCUGUGUUGCAUGUGGAAGGACUGAAUGUUUACUUGCCCAGACAAAUAUCUAACAUUGCAGCGUCCGGGGAAGGCUCACUCUCUGCUCAGUGGGGGUCUGACCUCAACUCAUCCAGUUAGGGGUUCUGGUUCCCUCUCUGCCCCUCCUCCAGUAGGUCCACAGUGUUGAUAGGAAACAGGAGUGUGGUUCCCCCUCUAGUAGGAUGCAUGUUAUGUUUUAUUCGUGUUGAGUCGCAUGAUAAAGUUAGGAAUGAAUAUUUGGGAUUCUGUUUAGACGUGUGUUAGUCUGCAGCAGCGUCCGUUCAGAGCUUAACUUUCCUGUCUGUCGGAAUGAAUAUCCUGUUACCGCCGCACGACUAAAACAGACUCAUUAAUACUGCAGAGGAAGCUGCAGCAGGGAGGGUAAAGCCCUGAGAUACUCUACAUGGACGUGUAUUGUCCGUGUGGUCAUACCUGUGUUAGGUUUUCCUCGCCGCUGUCACCUAGCGCUUGCUCAUGGUGGGAAUUGUUGGGUCUCUGUAAAUAAUUUUAUAAG